CAGCUGCGCGCGCGCAGAACGCGUGACGGGCGCGCGGCAAAAGCCAAAUCUCGGGCGGGGAGUGAGUGAGCUCACGAGACGCGCUUCGAGCGCAGUCGACGCCGGCCUCUUUCGGGGGCGCUCUCUCGUGGCAGCCGAGACCGAGGCCACUUUUACGAGGCGCGAAGAACCCUUAGCCUGUGUAAGAGCCCGGCCGGGCCCGGGAAGUUCUUGGGUAUGAGGUAACGGCCCUCAGCGGCCUGGUUCUCCCCUGAGGUGCGCGCAUCGUUGCCUUAAUUUUCCGAGGGAGAGUUACAGCCCCGGCGCCGGCGCUCCGCAGCCGCACCCCCAACCCCGAGGGCCAGGCCGUGGCCGCUUGCGGGCCGCGAGGGUGCGAGGGAGGGCGGGGGCGCGCCGGUGCAGACCCGCCUCCCGGGCCGAGCGGCGCGGGGCGCGGAGCUGCCUCUGGCCGCACCCCCUCCUGGAACACCCCCCUCCCCACUCCCUCUUGGGACACCUCCCCCACUUGGGACACCUCCCCCACUUGGGACCCCCUCCCGCCCCGGGAAGGAAAGCUGCGCUCGGGUCUGCAGCCUCCCUCGGACCCAGGCUUCGCGGUUGCCAUGAAAGCAAGACUUGUCCCAUGGAGACAUUUCUUGCCCGUCGUGUCUUCGGGAUCUCAGCGAGUUUCUGCCUUCUAAGGCCUGACUGCACCUCGGGGGUAGAGACUGGAGUCACGGCCCUCGGUGAGGCGUCUGUGUUCACUGAAUCUUGGCAUCGGAGAAAGUGGAAGGAUUCCAGCGCCCGUAGCUGCCUGUACCUCCUCGGCUUUUCUGAACCUGAUUCCUUCGUUUGCGCACCCGCAGGCUAUCGUUUGGAAGUAUGAGUUUAAAACCCUUCACCUACCCGUUUCCAGAGACGAGGUUUCUUCACGCAGGACCCAAUGUGUAUAAAUUCAAAAUUAGAUACGGCAACAGCAUCAGAGGGAAAGACAUAGAGAAUAAGGAAGUCAUCGUCCAGGAGCUGGAGGAUUCUAUUCGUGUAGUCUUGGGAAACUUGGACAAUCUGCAGCCAUUUGCUACAGAGCACUUCAUUGUAUUUCCCUAUAAAAGCAAAUGGGAGAGAGUGUCCCACCUGAAAUUCAAGCAUGGGGAAAUUGUCUUGGUCCCCUACCCAUUUGUUUUCACUCUAUAUGUGGAGAUGAAAUGGUUUCAUGAAAACCUGUCACCUGGGGAGCCAAUAAAUGACAGUCCUCUUGGCUUGGUCCUAGCAGAGAGGAAAGCAGCAGGAGCCAUGACGAGGAAACGAAAACGAGUGGAAGUGCCCAGCUCCCCCAGCAGGCCAGCGCUGGACAGGACCAAGAUGGGGAUUUCCAGCCAAGGCCCCAGCAAAAAGAAGCCCCUUAUGGAUACCAGGAGGAAUGGAGAAAGAAAAACCCAGCAGGAAUGGCAGGACACCCCAACAUUUAACACCACUGAUAUCCAGGAACAGGAUUCUAAGUGGGAGGACAGCCUAGCCCAGCAGAUCAUCCCCCCACUGCAGCAAAACCAUCCACCUCCACCUAAAGGACCCCCAGAGCUGGGAACCAGUGGCUUCUUUGGGUUUCUAAGAUCUCUCUUCCCCUUUCGCUAUUUCUUCAGAAGGAGCAGCCAGUGAGCCUUCCAGAUGCAGCAGGGGAAGAGUGUCCUCUCGCACUGACUUUUCACAUUCCGGCCUCUGUCAUGGGGAACGCGGGCUCCAAACUCCCGGCGUCCCCUUGUGGGUUUGUCUUAUCCUUUGCCCCUUUACAAUGG
Molecule: messenger RNA, 1772 nt
Organism: Mustela lutreola (European mink)
Lineage: Eukaryota; Metazoa; Chordata; Mammalia; Carnivora; Mustelidae
Gene: MAJIN
Product: membrane anchored junction protein
Exons: 11
Coding region: 862-1635 (257 amino acids)
Biological process (GO): meiotic attachment of telomere to nuclear envelope; homologous chromosome pairing at meiosis
Cellular component (GO): nuclear inner membrane
Molecular function (GO): DNA binding
Source: RefSeq, a predicted model, not a curated record